CUUUCUCGCAAAGGAAAAAAAAGACAUCCUAAUUUCUUCUUUUUCGCAUUAAAAGGUUAAAAGCAAACAAGAUUUGGCCACCGACCUUAUCUGCUAUUUUUCCUUCCUAGAUCAUGAACAUAUUUUAUGGGGGGCACAAAAUAAUUUACCUUAGAUUUUAUUUCAUCCACUAUAAAUUCUUAUUUUUAAUUAAUCACGAAACUCUUUUAAGAGUCUGGACUUGAAUUGUACUAAAGUUUUGAGCCCAGCCCACUUGAGUUGUAUUUCAGAUCUUGGCGCCAAUGUCGAAUUUUGGAACCUUCCAUAACCUACCUCUUCCCUCCCUUGUUUCCCCGUGUCAGCUGAUUUCGUCUUCACCUUCUCCUUUCUUUGAUCUUCCCCCUCCAGGCUUGAUUCUCUUUUAUCACAUUUAUAAUUGCCCUUCUCAUGUAAGUUGUAAAGGGUACCUGAUUUUAUCAUUCUCGCCGCCAGAAUGAAUUCUUUCUGCUUCAUGUUCGAUGUUUUGCCAGAAUCAAGCGUUAUUUCUGAAGUUUUCGACAGAAAAAAGGAGUUCGGGGAUACCAAUUUACGCGGGAUAUCGGUCGAAGACCUAUGAUUUCUGUAGAUGGUGUUGAAGGUAUGUUAGCAGUAUAUGCAGGUUACGUGUUUGAGAAAAUGUUUCAGAGAGCCGUGCCAUUUAACUAUUUCCAAAGAAGGACAUUAGUGAAUGUGAAGCUGAAAUGGGUAAAAGAUCGCAUUUUAGACAACGCUGUAGCGGGCGGAAGACAUCUCAGAGCAGGGUGUUUAAUUAUAUCCAUCAUCGCCUCCAACCCGGAUGGUUGUAUGCCUAUAUAUCACAUUUCGCGUAAUCGUGGUCAAUUAGGCCUCCCGGAUGGGAUCAAGGUCUCUUCUUUUAUGAGAAGAUAUCCGAAUGUAUUUGAAGAGUUUCAUUUACCUGAUACUAGUGGCAGCACUCAUGUUCCCUGGUUUAAGCUGUCAUCGGAAGCAUUAGAUGUUUAUCAGGACGAAAUCAGUGCAUUUCAGAGUUGUGAAGUGGACAUCCUUACCAGGUUCAAGAAACUACUGAUGCUUUGUGAGAAUCGUACACUUCCACUACAGACGAUUGAUCAGCUGAAAUGGGAUCUUGGUUUGCCAUAUGACUAUGAAAACUCUUUAAUUAAGCGGCAUUCGGAACUGUUUGAAAUGGGUAAACUGGAUGAUGGCCGUGAUGAAGUUAAGCUUGUGAAAUGGGAUAAUAGGCUGGCGAAGUCAUAUUUGGAAAGGAAUGCGCUCAGCUCCGGUUCAAAUGUUGAAAAUGAUGCCGGCGUGAUGGCAUUUCCUAUUGGAUUUACAAGGGGCUAUGGAUUAAAGAGAAAAUGUUUGAAGUGGUUAGAAGAAUGGCAGAAGUUGCCAUAUACUUCCCCUUAUGUUGAUGCUUCGCAUUUGGAUCCUCGUACAGAUGAAUCCGAGAAAAGGGUGGUGGGAGUUUUUCACGAGCUUCUGCAUCUAAUGUUGCAGAAGAAAACUGAGCGUAAAAAUGUGAGUAAUAUGCGCAAGCCAUUGAGAUUGCCUCAGAAGUUUACCAAGGCGUUUGAACGUCAUCCGGGGAUAUUCUACAUUUCCAGAAAAGAUGAUACCGAUACCGUGGUUCUUAGGGAAGCAUAUAACCGUGAUCAACUUAUCGAGAAACAUCCUCUUGUUGAUGUAAGACAGAAAUAUUUUAGCAUGUUGAAGCGAGGGUUUUUGGACCGAAGCAGAGGAUUGUACGAGAAAGAGAAGAUCAAGGGCCUCGAGGAAGAUCAUUCGUUGGCUAACCUUUUGGAUUGUGAAGGAAAAAAUGUCGGAUUUCAGUCGGGACAAGAAUCAGAAUGCAGUUCUCUUUCAGACUAGAUAUGAUGUUGUGUUUACGUUGGGACAAUGUACUGUACUGCUAUAGUUUUUUAGUUUAGCGAAAUACUGGGAUGAAAGUUUUGGUGUUGGCAACAUUCAUCAUGAAAUAUUUUUCGUUUCCAUAAAGGCUAAACUCUCAAUUACCAAAUUUGUGCAAAAAAAAUAAGUAGAU
Molecule: messenger RNA, 2041 nt
Organism: Oldenlandia corymbosa var. corymbosa
Lineage: Eukaryota; Viridiplantae; Streptophyta; Magnoliopsida; Gentianales; Rubiaceae
Source: the annotation of a GenBank genome assembly